ACUAAAUGUCUUACGUGAUAAACUUAGCCAAUCAUAGCGAGGCACUUUUAUGGCCCCCCCACCAUAUCAAUGAGCAGCAUUCAAUUAAGAGACUGCUGUUAGCUACGACGUUCUCUUAUUUUAUCUAUCGUAUCUCAAUUUCAAUGACGAAAUGAGGCUCUUGAACACUACUACCUUAGAGUUAGAGUCUUUCUUAGACCGCAGACCGAACUAUGCCAUUCUAUCUCAUACGUGGGGCGAUGAGGAGAUCCUCUUUGAAGAUGUGCAGAACGAUCCAAGCCGUUGGUAUGUAAAAAAGGGCGCGGCGAAGGUACGCGGCAGCUGUUCUCGCGCGUCAAAAGACGGACACCGGUAUAUCUGGAUCGAUACAUGUUGCAUUGACAAAACCAGCAGUGCCGAGCUGUCCGAAUCUAUCAACUCUAUGUUCAAUUGGUACGCUGGCGCAGAUGUCUGUUAUGCAUUUCUCGCAGAUGCGGUCAAAGGACGCGGAAUUUCCAAGUGCAAGUGGUUCGCUCGUGGGUGGACAUUGCAGGAAUUAAUCGCGCCGAAAGACGUUCGAUUCUAUGACGGAGACUGGCAAUAUCUUGGCGAUCGCCUAUCCCUGAUCGAAGAACUGGUAGCGAUCACCCGCAUAGAUCGACCAAUAUUGGCCAGGAAUCCGCCUAAAACGUCCUCGUCGGAGCCUCCAGGUUUACGAACGGGUGUAUCGAUGGUGUUCGACUCAUCUCUUGAGUCUAUGCUCGAGACAUACACGAUCUCUCGGCGUAUGUCGUGGGCAGCUGGGCGUCAGACUCAGCGCGAAGAAGAUAGAGCUUAUUCCUUAAUGGGAUUAUUUGGCGUCAAUAUGCCGCUUCUUUAUGGAGAAGGGCCUAAAGCUUUCAGAAGACUCCAAGAAGAGAUAGUUAAGGAAUCGAAUGACCAAUCGAUCCUCGCCUAUCGCCAACAUCAUCUGACCUCUGACAUCGCCAGACUGUUUUCUAGCGACCCUGACUUAUUCCUUUCUAAUAUUGAACAAGACAGUCACGUUGAAAAGUCUCAGAUUUACUUUUCCGAUGGUGGCUUAAGUGUAGAAUUAACACUCUGCCCCUGUGUGAUCAGAAACUCGCUCGGAAGCAAGCCGUCUAUACUUGGCAUUCUAGAUUGCGUGGUUGACUCCGAUUAUCUCUCUAGGCCUGCGUUCCUACUUCAGCAAGCAUAUCAAGAGGACGAAUCUAGGUACUGGAGAAUGUGGCCAACCGCGCUUUAUCUUCUCGGCCCCGACCAUGGCGGCAGAGCUAUACCAGAGACGCUAACAAAUAUUGGCUUUAAAGACGUCUCCUUCGACAUAAGUAAGGCCCAGACCAAGAGAAUAACGCUCAUCGAAACUAGCCGAGAACAUGACUAUAAGAUGCUGAAUGCUCGGACGUUACCGCUUCGUUUGAACGAAAUCCGGCAACCACUCCAUCGAUAUUUUGUGCGAGACCUUGCUUAUCCGGACCAACUAGGUUCCUUCAUUCUUCCUAGAAGGUCUACAUCGCUCAGCAAUCGACCUGAUCCAGCGUUGGGUGUGAUGUCUUUUCAUGAAAAGGGGGUGAAUCGCUUCAUGUUGGUCUGGGGUUCGGAUAGUGAUGAAGAGACUGGAAUCGAGAAGCCUUGGUGUAAGGUUUGGCCUUUGAAGGACAUACUAGAAUACGACAACGCUGCCGAUCGAGACGAGGUGGAGUUGACGCAUGAGAUUAUUGGUCUAUUUCAACAACACAAAGCCAAGCGCAUACGGCAAUUGUUGGAUUCUAAAGAUUCUAAGCAGGACACUAGCUAUGCAGUUGUGGACUUGGAGCACAAAGUUGAUAUUCAAGCGACCAUAAGUCUUGUCUCGUUUCUUGGACGGCAUAUAUUUGAUUUGCAGGUAACCAUCAGCUAGAAAUACACACUAAUCUCCUAGUUUAGAAAGGGCUCACCAGGGAUGGUGUUAAGGAUUCUAUAUUUACCUAGGGCUUUCGAUUACCAACGGCGAGUACACACCAGAAAGGGGGGGGGGGGGGGGAGG
Annulohypoxylon truncatum is the source of this 2026-nucleotide messenger RNA. Its product is annotated as heterokaryon incompatibility protein-domain-containing protein. The record is from RefSeq and is a predicted model, not a curated record. NCBI's taxonomy places the organism in Eukaryota, Fungi, Ascomycota, Sordariomycetes, Xylariales, Hypoxylaceae. The transcript is spliced from 2 exons. The coding region runs from base 152 to 1900 and encodes 582 amino acids.